This is a messenger RNA of Chenopodium quinoa (quinoa), 1257 nucleotides long. Its product is annotated as calcineurin B-like protein 4. Gene Ontology annotation, molecular function: kinase binding; calcium ion binding. The record is from RefSeq and is a predicted model, not a curated record. The transcript is spliced from 8 exons. Gene Ontology annotation, biological process: calcium-mediated signaling. Bases 235 to 891 code for a protein of 218 amino acids. NCBI's taxonomy places the organism in Eukaryota, Viridiplantae, Streptophyta, Magnoliopsida, Caryophyllales, Amaranthaceae.
UCAACCUUUUCAGCUGCCAACAUUUUUUUUUGACGGUCUCUAUCAAAGUUAGUGUGAAUAAUCAUAUAUGGCGCAAUUUUAUUGUCUCUUCACUCCUUUUUGUUUUCUACAUUUUAUACUUACAUAACUUCGCAUUUUUAAUUGAGCAGCUGUUUAGUUUCUGUGUUCAUAAUUUUUCUUCUGAGUUUUGGGUUUUAUUCAGAAGAUCGUUGUUGUUUAAACUAAAAAUUAAAAAUGGGUUGUGGGAAUUCAAAAGACGAAAUGAAAUUGUCUUCGUCUGAUAAUUUCUCUCUCCUUGCGGCAGAUACUGUUUUUACUGUGGAUGAAGUGGAUCUUUUAUUUGACUUAUUCAAUAAACUCAGCAACUCUGUUGUCAAAGAUGGUUUUAUUCAAAAGGAAGAACUUCAACUUGCAUUAUUUAAGAAUAGUAUGAAGAGAAGCCUUUUUCUGGACAGAAUGUUUGAUCUCUUUGAUGUCAACCAAAAUGGCUGCAUUGAGUUUGGAGAGUUUGUUCAAUCAUUGAGUGUCUUUCACCCUAGCACUCCUGACAAAGAUAAAAUGAAGUAUGCAUUUCGGUUGUAUGACCUAAGAGGAACUGGCUAUAUUGAACAUGAAGAAUUGAAAGAAAUGGUGGUGGCCCUUCUGCAGGAAUCAGACAUGCAUCUCUCAAGUGAUAUCGUUGAAGCCAUUGUUGACACGACAUUCAAAGAAACAGAUUUAAAAGGUGACGGGAAAAUCGACAUGGAAGAGUGGGAAGAAUAUGUAGCGAAAAAUCCCAAACUGCUAACUAACAUGACUCUUCCCUAUCUGAUGGAUGUUAAUCUUGCUUUUCCGAGCUUUGUGAUGAACAAAGAAGCUGAAUGCUUAGAGAGAAAGGGACCGGAGGAAUAGACACAAGUUCUUUCCUUUGACAUGAUUCAAAGAAGCUGCGUGUUUAUUGUUUAGUUGAAGCUCGUAGGGGAAUAGAAUCUCUGCAUAAAUGCAGGGGUUAGAUGUACUGGUAAGAUAGCUUUCAUGACUGUAUGAGCAAUGGUGUUGAUCCAUUUGCGCACUGGACUAAUGGAGUAAUGGCCAGAUUUGUAGCAGUCUAGCAGAUGAUGUGCAUACUGCACGGAUGCGUUAUAUGCUAUGAGGUGUGAAAAUCAUACUCCAUAGCAUCUACAUACUGCUUCAAUGUAAAUGGAACUUUUGUAUGGUAACAUUCACAAACUUUUCAUAAGCAACCUCGCAGUUAUUAGUUAUCUGAGUAUUUUCAAA